Molecule: messenger RNA, 558 nt
Organism: Trifolium pratense (red clover)
Lineage: Eukaryota; Viridiplantae; Streptophyta; Magnoliopsida; Fabales; Fabaceae
Exons: 2
Coding region: 1-558 (185 amino acids)
Source: RefSeq, a predicted model, not a curated record
AUGGUACCGACAUACCAAUAUGGAACACUCCAUGGCUUAGGAAUGAGCUUAAUCCCUAUUAUAACAACCCCAACAACUCAGACCUUACUAAUGCAAAGGGUUCAUGCGCUAAUUGACAUGCAACAGGGAGUUUGGAAUGAAGCUGUCAUCCGAAGCAACUUCAAUGUGAGAGAUGUUGAAGAAAUUCUGAAGAUACCACUUGUGAGCAUGGCUAGAAAAGAUGAUAUUAUAUGGAGAUUUGAUAAGAAAGGGCUUUACUCAGUUAAAAGUGCAUAUCGAGUUUGUGUGGAUGUUUUAAUUAAUAGAGAUGAACGGAAGGUGGAAGGAGAUUGGAAUAAAUUGUGGAACCGCCCUAUUCCUCCGAAGGUCAAACACUUCAUGUGGCGCCUAGGAAGGAAUUCCCUUGAGAAGCUAAUGGACUUUGCUGAAAGUUUUCAUGAAGUGUUCAUUAGACUUUGGAAAGAAUUGAAUUCCUCUCAACUUAUUAAUUUUGCAAUGACUUCUUGGAGCAUAUGGAAGAUGAGGAACUUGAAGCUUUGGGAGAACAAGGAUGAGUGA